UCGAUCUGACUGGUUUGCCCCAGCCACUCUGGGCAGAUUCCAACAGAUGUCUUUGAAAAGUUGCGUAGUUGUUUAACUGUUUGACAUCUGAUGAGAUGACAUUCUACAGGGCAGGUGGGCAGGUGCCACCACCAAGAAAGCCCUCUGCCUGGUUCCCUAUAACUUCAUUUCUAGCAGUGAGGGAACCACCAGAAGCACUGGCAGAGGAAGAGGAGUGCGAGUGGAACACACAGCCCCCGGCAGCGCGAUCGCAGUAGGUGCCAUCGCAGCUGCCCCCCACCCGCACUGGGUGCCACACCCCUGCAGGCAGCAUACACCGCCCCAGGAUGCACACCAGCCCCGCCUCCACCUGCUCUCCACCCCCUGGUGCCGGAGCAUGAAGCUCCGUGACUAACCAGAAGGCCCUCGGAGCUGGAGAUUAUUGUCUGUGAUGAACAGGGCCUGAAUAUAUACAUAUUCCUAUAUACAGGGCCUGAAUUGUGCUCAGAAGCCAAUGUAGAUCUUUAAGACCAGUGUUAUAACAUCAUGCUCAUCAGGGUGGAAGGUGGCUGUGACUUUUUAAAUUAGUUUUAUGCUUUCUGCUAGUUCUUUCAGGGCUGGGAUAGCUUCCGCCCAGUUCUGUACUAGGAUCUGUGGAAUAAUGUGCCAUAUACCUCAAAACACCUUUUUGCUGAUAUCUCACAUCUGAUGGAACUGUUCUUUGCUUAAAAGCAAAGAUGGAUAGUCUUCGCAUGUGAGGAGUUUGCAGAUGAAUGACAACCCUUGGCUAAUGAACUUGGAAAUGAGAAGAGAUUUAAGUCAGCUCCAACAAUGACUAUAAAAGUAUCCAAUUUUUUAAAUUUUUAUUCUAGAUAUGGAUGCCUGCACAGAAUGUCCAGAAGAUCAAUAUUCAAACUUCCACCAGAACCAAUGCAUUCCCAAAGUCAUAACCUACCUUUCAUACGAGGAACCUUUAGGAAUGACUUUAGCUUUGUCUGCUCUUGCUCUUGCUCUGAUCACAGCUUUGGUGAUAAUAAUAUUUGUGAAGCACCAGAACACACCCAUCGUCAAAGCCAACAACCGAAGUGUCACCUACAUUCUUCUCAUAUCCCUCCUUCUGUGUUUCCUCUGCUGCUUGCUUUUUAUUGGAAAACCUGGACAGCUAAUUUGCUUACUCCGACAAACAACUUUUGGCAUCAUAUUUUCUCUUGCUCUUUCCAGCUUGUUAGCUAAAACCAUCACUGUAGUCCUGGCAUUUAUGGCUACUAGACCAGGAUCUAGAAUGAGAAAAUGGAUGGGGAAAAAGCUGACAAACUCUAUCAUGGUUUCAGGCUCCUUUAUUCAAGCAGGAAUUUGUACCCUUUGGCUGAGUAUUUCUCCCCCAUACGCAGAUACAGACAUGUACUCCGUGAAUGGGGAAAUUAUAGCAGAGUGUAAUGAAGGCUCAACUGUCAUGUUUUAUAGUGUCUUGGGCUAUAUGUGCUUCCUGGCCCUUGUCAGCUUCACAGUGGCAUACCUUGCUAGGAGGUUGCCAGACACUUUCAAUGAAGCCAAAUUUAUCACUUUCAGCAUGAUGGUGUUCUGCAGUGUUUGGUUGUCCUUUGUUCCUGCCUACCUGAGCACCAAAGGAAAAUACAUGGUGGCUGUGGAGAUCUUCUCUAUCUUAUCCUCCAGUGCUGGGUUACUGGUUUGCAUCUUUUCCCCUAAAUGCUAUAUUCUUUUGUUCAGGGCUGACUUGAAUAACAGGGAGCAACUGAAAUCAGGAAAAGACUAAGUUAUAUGAGAAUUAAAAACAGAUGGCACUCCCCCCCC
Messenger RNA from Podarcis lilfordi (Lilford's wall lizard), 1791 nucleotides. The record is from the annotation of a GenBank genome assembly. Lineage: Eukaryota; Metazoa; Chordata; Lepidosauria; Squamata; Lacertidae.